AAACAGAGGCUGAUGCAACGGCCCAGGCUCCCGCAACUUCUCCACCGAGUGAAUCCCGAGGAAGGAGAGCUCUAUCCGCCAGUCCGCCAGGGAUUCGGAGACGGGCCAAGACACCAUCUUUGUAUUUUCAGGAGAUGAUGCCUGGACAGAUCCCAGAUCAUUCAUUAACAGCCGGGUCUCUCCCAGUCAUAGAAACACUAAGGGGAAUGCCAACAAAUACUCUCAUAGCCAAGGAACUGAAAUUCACAGAUCUCCAGCACGUGGGUACAAUAAUUUCACCUCUACAUUUCCUUGGAGUGAGGUACAGCAAGCAAGCACUGUCACUGAAAACCGAGACAGAUCAGGAGGACGAUGAGCGGCGAAAACGGAGGAGAGAGAAGAACAAAGUUGCUGCAGCCCGAUGUCGGAAUAAGAAAAAAGAGAGAACCGAGUUUCUGCAGAAGGAAUCAGAGAGGCUUGAGCUGAUGAAUUCUGAGCUGAAAGCACAGAUUGAGGAGCUGAAGCAAGAGCGACAGCAGCUCAUCCACAUGUUGAACAGACACCGGCCAACCUGCAUCGUGAGAACGGACAGUGUCAAAACCCCUGGGACUGAGAGUCAUCCAUUCCUCGAGCAGCUGAAGAAUUGAGACAUUUCCGACCCCUUGGGCAGCUUAGAAAUCACAAUCCAUUGGAAAUGGAUCCAGCCCUUACAUCAUUCCAGCUGAACACAGUUUAAGGAAUUGCUGUAACCCAGGGAACCUCCUGAAAACCUGUUAUGGUCACUAAGAUUCUUCCUGCCAUUUGGCUGCUUCAGGAACUUGGAGUGACAGCGACGCAGACUCACUUGGACCUGUCUUUGACCACCUGCUGGACAAAUCCUCUGAACCUGGAGCGCGUGCUGGAUCACACGGACUGGAGUGAGAGAGAAUGUUGGACAGUGCACUGGUGUGCUUUCCACACACUGACCAUGGACAAAACGGGGGUUUGGGAGGGAGGAAGGGAAUGGGGUUGACGACGCAAGUGCUCCAAGUGUGGAGCUGUCUGUGAAAGUGUAUUGUUGAAGUGUGUGAUCUUCCCUGGACGAAGCGAUGGAGGGAGCUGCCCCCCACCCCCCCUGGAAUCUUCAUGUUCUGAAUCCACUGCUUCGAAAUGAAUCCAGUAAAAGGCCUUCAUGAAAGAGAAGAUGGAGAGAUCAGGAGACCAAUCGUAAUGGAGGGGGUAUGCAGGAAGAGCGAAUGGGUUAACAGGACGAGUCUGGAUGAAAUAGAACUGUUGUGAGCUCAGGGGAGGCUGUUUCCAAACCGGAUUACAGAGUGAUGGCCUGGACCCUGAAGGUGCUGAGAUCUGAGGGCCGGUGGAACUGUAAACCCUGCACUGGAGAUUGAGCCAUAGGCUCACAUUUCCCCAAUGACUAGUAUCCAUCCUCCAUUACAGACCAAUGGUCCCAUCUCCCACACUGCUCUCCAUGUCGGUGCAGCAUUGAUCUCUGUCCCCUCACAGAGUGGGAUCAAAUAUCCUCACCUCAAGAGGAAGAAAAUCCCCCUCCCUCUCUGUGUCCCCCCCUCUCUCUCUUGCCUUCAUAGUGAGAUUUGGAUUUUGGGACUCCUGUUCUCUCAGCCCCAGACAGUUGUGGUGUUCACUUGGGACACCAAUUGAACGCGGCUGUUUCUAGGGACAUUGCUCCCAUCGUGCCUCUGCUAUCAAAUAUAAACCAGCCUGUCUAUAUCAGGCCAGACCUUCCAUCAGCUGCUCCUCCGUCCCUCUGUUCUCCAAUCCUCUGGGACAGGAAGACACUCUGGCCAGAAACCUCACCCUAACCCAGGAAACUCCGUACUGGAAAGUCUCUAAAUCCCUAACACGUUCAGGCUCGGGUCCAGGAGACCAGGGACUGGGAGACAUUCCCCAGUAUUCACUCACCUUCUGUAAACAGUAUUCCCAAUUCCUAUAUGUUUUAGAGCCUGACAUUUCUCCAUUUUUACAAAGUGAUUCUCCCUGAUCUCACUAAUGAAUCAGCUCAAACAGCGACUCCAUCUAGAGAGGAGCCAUCCUGAAAAAUGGCCGGUACUGUCUCUGUCGGUGUUCCAUCAAUUACCAACAUGUUGUGACUGAGUAAUUUUGAAUCAGGAGCUGGGAGCGGGCACUGAGGGUAUCUGGCAUUGCUUUGGACAGUGAGGGUGUGAGUGACAAGUUGGCAUUGCUGCCUGGGCACUGGAUGGUUUCUGCUGAUUGAUUUGAGAUCAGGGUUCAUGGCCACGAGCUCUUGCAGUGAGAGAAUUGUGGUUGUGCUGCACUGGAAUCAGAUUGUUUUGUGGGAGAGCUCAGGAGCAGAAUCACCCAAUUUCAGUUCCUUUAGUGUGUGGUUUGUGAGGUAGGCAGUCAGAAGAAGCAGCGUGUUUGCAGCCCGGAAGGUUCCGGAUGUCACUGCCACUAUCAGUGCCUUUUUGUGUUGUUACAGUGAAACUCAUGAAAUCCCUCAUCAUUGUUACUGUCUCGAGGAUUCACCUGACGCUCUCUGUGCCCAAGCCAUUGCUGCUGGCACAGGAAGUAUUUUCUGUGUUUUUUUACUUAAUAAUCUAGUUUUGUUAGCCAAGUCAGAAUUUUAUGUUGUUAAACAAUUAGUAAAUAUUCAUUGUUAUAUA
Messenger RNA from Carcharodon carcharias (great white shark), 2618 nucleotides. Its product is annotated as jun dimerization protein 2-like. The coding region runs from base 135 to 626 and encodes 163 amino acids. Gene Ontology annotation, cellular component: nucleus. Gene Ontology annotation, molecular function: RNA polymerase II cis-regulatory region sequence-specific DNA binding; DNA-binding transcription factor activity, RNA polymerase II-specific. The record is from RefSeq and is a predicted model, not a curated record. Lineage: Eukaryota; Metazoa; Chordata; Chondrichthyes; Lamniformes; Lamnidae. The transcript is spliced from 4 exons. Gene Ontology annotation, biological process: regulation of transcription by RNA polymerase II.